Messenger RNA from Desarmillaria tabescens, 1512 nucleotides. RefSeq names its product caspase domain-containing protein. Bases 337 to 1419 code for a protein of 360 amino acids. The transcript is spliced from 3 exons. Lineage: Eukaryota; Fungi; Basidiomycota; Agaricomycetes; Agaricales; Physalacriaceae. Gene Ontology annotation, biological process: proteolysis. The record is from RefSeq and is a predicted model, not a curated record. Gene Ontology annotation, molecular function: cysteine-type endopeptidase activity.
GGUCACCAGAACGCAACAAUACUCUCUGAAACUCAGCCCAAGAUAUGUCUUCGCCAUUCUUUGGUCAAGAUAAAUCGCUAUAAAUUCGCAGAAGACCGACUUUAUCACUCCACCGCUCCUACGCAGAUAUCUCAUUUUUCUACCCUUAUUUUUGGACCUAAGCCAUCGUCUACAACGAUUUUUACAAAGGGAGAGAAUCGGGAAUCCGGCUGCUGCCGCUGCUGGAUAGCUUCAUAGCUGAGACCAAACUGAGACUGGCAGAGACUCCUUGCUCUGAUACUCUCAUUGUAACUUUCAAGGCCUAAAUAGCUUGACACACUGGCUACAGACAAUCUCAUGUGGCACGAGAAGAACCUAGGGGACAUCGACUCAGCCGAAAUUCCUGAUGAAACAGACCCUGAUGAAAGUUGGCAGAUGCUUAAUGAGCCAAAACAAAAGGUCAGAGACGAUUCUCGAUUCUGGGCGGUCAUCAUCGGUAUCGACGGAGAUACACAUUAUCCUUUGUAUGGUUGCAUAUCGGACGCAGAACUGAUGGAAAAAUAUCUCAUUGAGGACCUUGGUGUUCCCAGCGAUCACAUCCAGCGCCUUUUGGGUCCCCUAGGUGAGGAGACCACCAACAACUCCGAGUCUACUAGACCUACUCGCGCCAACAUCAUCAAGGCACUUUACAGCCUCAUUGACAAUCCUGACAUACUGAACGGGGACAAUAUCAUCGUCUAUUUCGCGGGAAAUGGCGCACGCUACGAUGCCCAAGAUUACUAUCAAGAUUAUCGUGACAAGCUACCUCCAGGAGUCUCUAUCGCAUCAAUCAGGCCUAUCAAUGCGAUAUGUCCCAUAGACCGUGACGCUUUUGACGGCAAAGGGUCCCAAAUUCUUGACAUUAGUGACCGAGAAAUCGACGCCAUCUUCAGCGAAAUCUCUCAGGUAAAGCACAAGAUGAUGAUCACGCUCAUCCUAGAUUGCGGACACGCCUGUGCGAGAAUCAGGUGCCGUCCUCCAGUUGGAUCAUUCCGCGCACAGCGCAAUGCGCCUUCGCUCCUAUAUCAUGCGGUUGAACCUAUGCUCGAAGAUGCGCAUCAGCGUUUGGCAGCCUAUCCUCAGUAUCUUGCGCGGCGCUGUUCGGUAACUGCGCAUGAUUGGCAGCCGGAUACGAGUUCUCAUGUGGUUUUGGCUGCAUGUCAGAAGAACGAGCUUGCGCGAGAAGCAGAAGACGACACAGGAACAGUUAAUGGCGUCUUCACAAAGUCACUCGUGGAUUCUUUGAGGUCAGGUCAAUUGAAGGAAGAAUCCAGUUAUGUUGAUCUCAUCGCUGGACUGCCCGAGUUGCCUUACCAGACUCCCUUUGUCGCUGGAGAUUACAAGGAUGAGCCUGUCUGGUACCAAGAACCAGUGUCGACUGUCUUUCCUUCUCAUUUUUAGGUCACAGUCAUCUUCAUUGUGUACUCGUACGUUUCCUACCCUUUCCGAUUUUUCCUUCCAGUUGUAUUAUAUUCUUGCCUGGGUUCUCUUCAU